Dermacentor albipictus is the source of this 1439-nucleotide messenger RNA. RefSeq names its product sulfotransferase ssu-1-like. Gene Ontology annotation, cellular component: cytoplasm. Gene Ontology annotation, biological process: sulfation. Gene Ontology annotation, molecular function: sulfotransferase activity. The record is from RefSeq and is a predicted model, not a curated record. Lineage: Eukaryota; Metazoa; Arthropoda; Arachnida; Ixodida; Ixodidae.
GGGGGCGUGACGUUCACUCGAGCUGUCCGUCUUGUCCGUAGCUCCUGUACGUAUUGAAGUACGGUGCUGCAGGUUUCGCCGGCCGACAGAACACGGUCGCUUAUUGACGCGGCAGUGGUUCGCCGUCUUCGUCUAAGUUCCAGUAACCAACCGGAAUUGUGUAUCAUCAGAACCGUGAACGUCUACGGAACCCAAGGACACCAUCCUCUUGGUCCUAGGCCCAUUUCCGGCGGCUCCACAAUAUCAAGAAGCUAUCAGUUAUCGGUGACGAAAUCGAAAUCAGCCUGCCAUGGCGUCAUCGAAGAAGCCCACAGAAGAAGAAACGCAGAAUAAAGACCUCGAAGAGGCGUGCAAGCCCGGACCUCCGUACAAGAAUGCCUACAGAUAUUUCGAAGGUCUGUACGUCAGCUAUAGUUUCACGGAUCGAAACCUGCGCUCUGCUCUGUCCUACAAACCGCUCGACGGGGACGUCUUUGUCGUGAGCUACCCGAAGUGUGGCACAACAUGGAUGCAAUACAUUGUGUACGGCGUAUUCCGCGACGGUGUUCCCCCUGCGAACGUCAUAGAGUUCAUGAACAUGGCUCCGUUCUUAGAGCUUGUGGGAGCCGAGGUCGCACAGGCUAUGCCGCGACCUAAUUCCAUCAAGACUCACCUGCCGUUCAACAAGCAGCCCUACUCGGACAAGGCCAAGUACGUCUACAUCACCCGCAACCCAUACGACUGCUGCGUGUCGUUCUACUACCACACGAGGAACGCGCCGAUGUACCGCUUCGAGGACGGCACGUUCGACCAGUUCUUCGACAUGUUCGUCGAAGGAAAAGUGGACUACGGCGACUACUUCGACCACCUCUUGUCCUGGUACGAACAUCGAGGGGACAGCAACGUUCUUUUCAUCACUUACGAAGACCUCAAGAAGGACACUCGCGGUUGGGUGCUCAAGAUCGCCGACUUCCUGGGUAAGGAGUACGGAGACAAGUUGAGGCAGAGCCCAGAUAUCUUCGAGAAGAUUAUGGCUAUGAUUAGCGUCGACUCCAUGAAGAAGAUUAACGCCGACAUGAACAACUGGAGCAAGGAUUUGGCCAGCGUUCCCCUGGAGACGCUGCCUGAAGGGAUGAAGUCUUUUAUGGAAGCCAUGGGGAAUAUGGUGGAGAAACCAUUUAAGGGAGAGUUCGUGAGGAAAGGCAUCGUGGGGGACUGGAAGAACCACCUUUCGCCAGAGCAGGUCUCCAGGAUGAAAGAACGAAUCGCACUCAAGACCGCCGGCAGUGAUGUCAUGGAGCUGUGGAAAGACGCGGGCUUGCCCUGAGUAUGAGCGCAAAUGGGCGAUUUUGCCUUCUGAGGGACGAAACCUCUGCAGCACGACGAGAUUGGUCAUCUAUGCCUUCUUUCCUCGAUAGUGCAUGCAGUAGCUGGCCAUUAAAGAAACGUAAUCUUCCGCA